AUGGUCCACCCUUCCUCCACCUGCUGCAAGACCUCUGGUGAUGGCAGCUGUGUCUGCGCUGCCCAGGCCAAGUGCUCCUGCGGCAAGCAGAACGCCCUCCACUGCACGUGCAACAAGGCUUCGACCGAGAACACCGUGAGCGGCGCCCGAUGCUCUUGCAGAGCUCGUCCUGCCGGAGAAUGUACCUGUGAACGUUCGGCAACUGAGAACCACCCGGUGACGGGAGCAGCCUGCCCAUGUGGCAAGAGGUCUUCCACUUCUUGCACCUGUGAGAAGGCCAGCGCUAUUGACGCUGCUGUUGGUCUUGAGACUGACUUCACCACUCGGGCUUAA
Messenger RNA from Aspergillus niger, 333 nucleotides. RefSeq lists its product as uncharacterized. Lineage: Eukaryota; Fungi; Ascomycota; Eurotiomycetes; Eurotiales; Aspergillaceae. The transcript is spliced from 3 exons. The coding region runs from base 1 to 333 and encodes 110 amino acids. The record is from RefSeq and is a predicted model, not a curated record.